Molecule: messenger RNA, 923 nt
Organism: Xiphias gladius (swordfish)
Lineage: Eukaryota; Metazoa; Chordata; Actinopteri; Istiophoriformes; Xiphiidae
Gene: uraha
Product: urate (5-hydroxyiso-) hydrolase a
Exons: 4
Coding region: 132-551 (139 amino acids)
Biological process (GO): purine nucleobase metabolic process
Molecular function (GO): hydroxyisourate hydrolase activity
Source: RefSeq, a predicted model, not a curated record
UACUGAGUAAGGCAGUGUGCAAAACUUUGUGACGGUAAUGUGAUAGAACUCUGAUGCUGUUAAAUAAACCAUAAAAUUACAUUUCUCAGUUAAAAGGGCUGACCCAGUUUGGAUUUUAGUCAUCAGUGCCCAUGAGUGCGUACAGGCUGCAGCAAAUACAGGGUCAUAUUUUGCCUGAAACUAAGAGCACAGCAAUGGCAGGCUCACCUAGUCCUCUGACCACCCAUGUGCUGAACACUGCAAUGGGAGUCCCCGGAGCAAACAUGGCCCUCAGCCUGUAUCGACAAGACCCUUCCACAAAUGCCUGGAGAAUGAUAAACACAGGGACCACUAAUGAUGAUGGACGUUGCCCAGGACUCAUCACAAAACAACUGUUUACCUCGGCUGUGUACAAAAUACGUUUUGAUACUGCUCAGUACUGGGCAAGUAUUGGAGAAACCUGCUUUUACCCCUAUGUUGAGAUUGUCUUCACUAUCGAUGACCCUGGCCAAAAGUACCAUGUACCUCUGCUCCUGACUCGUUUUUCUUACAGUACGUACAGAGGGAGCUAGACAUCAAAUCUGAUGAACUGCUGAGGCUACCUCCAUCUAUCAGCUGUCCUACACACCACAGGCAGGGGAAACUCUCUGCAUUUACAUUGACAACACACAAUGAUCCAGUUGAAUGAUUAUUCAAUUUUAAACAUUUUUUUAUAUUCAAUAUAACUUUUUGCUAUUAAAUAAAGAGUAUUACUCAUAUGCACUGUACUUAUGCUAGUGUAAUAUUUAACACCUAUUUUACAAAGUUAUUAAGAUAUACAAUAUUUUCUUUAACUCAUUAAAUAAGGUGUUUACUGUAAAAUGUUUUUCUUUUCUAAAAGUGCAUGUGAAUCCAUCUUUUUCAAAAACUCAGCACACUUCCUGUAUUUUAUAACAACUAUAACU